AGUCUCCCACCACCAAAAUUCUGACCGUUGGAGAACAUUACUCUUUUUGCAGAAGGAGGAGGAAACAAAAGAAGAAGAGAGAUCAUAAAGCUCUCAUUUGCAAUAAGACCUUCUCCUUCGGUUUGUUAGUUUUUUUGACUCUCCGACCAAACCCCAAAAUAAAAAACAAAAACACUCCCAGUGAUUUUUGAAAAGAGAGAAACCCAGAAAUGGCAUCCCCACAGAGCACCAAAACCGGUCUGAAUCUACCCGCCGGGAUGAACCAGACUUCGCUGCGCUUGGAGACGUUUUCGAGCUCAUUUCGUGGGAUCUCUAGUUUAUCAUCUCCCUCUAAAUCGACUUGCAGCGACAGAUUCAUACCGUGCAGAUCUUCUUCGAGGCUCCACGCUUUCGAUCUGCAGGAUAAGGAACCUACUACUCCGGUUAAAGAGGGAGGGAACGAAGCCUACUCCAGACUUUUAAAAUCUGAGCUUUUCGGAUCUGAUUUCGCUUCUCCUUGUUUGUCUCCUGCAGGUGCUGGUCAAGGAUCUGCUUCUUCUCCGAUGAGUCCAUGUACCAAUAUGUUGAGAUUCAAAACGGAUCGUUCCAAUUCAAGUCCCAACUCGCCAUUUUCUCCUUCCGUUCUCGGAAAUGAUAAUGGCUUCUCCAGUGACUCGUCUCCUCCUCCCAAACCGCCUCGCAAGGUUCCUAAAACACCUCAUAAGGUUUUGGAUGCUCCUUCCUUACAAGAUGACUUCUACUUGAAUGUUGUGGACUGGAGCUCACAGAAUGUUCUUGCGGUUGGGCUUGGUACUUGUGUCUAUCUUUGGACUGCUUCCAAUAGCAAAGUGAAAAAGCUAUGUGACCUGGGGCCUAAUGACAGCGUGUGCUCGGUUCAAUGGACACGGGAAGGUUCUUAUAUAUCUGUUGGUACAAGUCAUGGUCAGGUUCAGGUUUGGGACGGAACGCAGGGCAAAAGAGUGCGAACUAUGGGAGGCCAUCAAACGAGAACUGGUGUCUUGGCAUGGAACUCGAGGAUCUUAUCAUCAGGGAGCAGAGACAGAAAUAUCCUUCAACAUGAUAUCCGAGUCCCCAAGGAUUAUGUCAGCAAACUCGUGGGGCACAAAUCUGAGGUCUGCGGCUUGAAAUGGUCUCAUGAUGAUAGAGAGCUCGCGUCUGGAGGCAACGAUAAUCAGUUAUUGGUAUGGAACAAUCAUUCACAGCAACCUAUUCUGAAGCUGACGGAGCAUACAGCGGCGGUUAAGGCAAUUACAUGGUCUCCUCAUCAGAGCGGUCUCCUUGCUUCGGGAGGUGGAACCGCAGACAGAUGCAUUAGAUUCUGGAACACGACAAACGGACAUCAGUUAAACAGCAUCGACACUGGAAGCCAGGUUUGCAAUCUGGCGUGGAGCAAGAACGUGAACGAGAUAGUGAGCACUCAUGGAUACUCUCAAAACCAAAUCAUGCUCUGGAAGUAUCCAUCCAUGGCAAAGGUUGCAACCCUUACUGGGCACAGUAUGAGAGUACUUUACUUGGCUACAUCACCCGAUGGCCAGACUAUAGUGACCGGAGCAGGAGAUGAGACCUUGCGCUUUUGGAACGUCUUCCCUUCAGUGAAAAUGCAGACACCCGUGAAGGACACAGGACUCUGGUCAUUAGGAAGGUCACAGAUCCGAUAACAGUAGUAUCAUUGUCAACUUUUAAUUUGAUUUUUUUCAUUGUGUAUGCGAGACAUAUACUACUGCACAGAGAGACAAAUAGAGAAACUGAAACGUAACAUGCAAAAUCUCCAUUCUAUUUUAUUUCAUUUGUUAUUUUC
Molecule: messenger RNA, 1798 nt
Organism: Capsella rubella
Lineage: Eukaryota; Viridiplantae; Streptophyta; Magnoliopsida; Brassicales; Brassicaceae
Product: protein FIZZY-RELATED 3
Exons: 7
Coding region: 210-1658 (482 amino acids)
Biological process (GO): anaphase-promoting complex-dependent catabolic process; positive regulation of anaphase-promoting complex-dependent catabolic process; positive regulation of ubiquitin protein ligase activity
Cellular component (GO): anaphase-promoting complex
Molecular function (GO): ubiquitin ligase activator activity; anaphase-promoting complex binding; protein binding
Source: RefSeq, a predicted model, not a curated record